CGCGCCCUGGGUCGAGUGCCCCGAUCCCACGCCACUUGUGCCAGGACAGAUCCUUGUCCCCGAACUCUGCGCAAGUAAGACCCAGGCGCUGCCCCCGGCUCCCCUGGACCCCCGGGAUUGGAACAUCAAUUAACAUCUGACCACUGCCAACCUGCCCACGUCGACCUCAUCUCUGGGCUCAAGAGAGGAAGCAGGUCUUGGGGUGCAUCAUGAUUUCAUCAUUCUUAGUACUGGCCAUUGGCGCCUGCCUUACCAACUCCUUAGUGCCAGAGAAAGAGAAAGACCCUAAUUACUGGCGAGUCCAGGCUCAGGAGACCCUAAAAACUGCCCUGGAACUUCAGAAUCUCAACACCAAUGUGGCUAAAAACAUCAUCAUGUUCCUGGGAGAUGGAAUGGGUGUCUCCACGGUGACGGCCGCCCGCAUCCUCAAGGGUCAGCUCCACCACAAGCCCGGGGAGGAGACCAUACUGGAGAUGGACAAGUUCCCCUUUGUGGCCCUUUCCAAGACAUACAACACCAACGCUCAGGUCCCCGACAGCGCGGGCACCGCCACAGCCUACUUGUGCGGAGUGAAGGCCAACGAGGGCACUGUGGGGGUGAGUGCGGCGACCGAGCGCUCCCAGUGCAACACCACUCAGGGAAACGAGGUCACCUCCAUCCUGCGCUGGGCCAAGGAUGCUGGCAAGUCUGUGGGCAUUGUGACCACCACCCGGGUGAACCAUGCCACUCCCAGCGCUGCCUAUGCCCACUCUGCUGACCGGGACUGGUACUCAGACAAUGAGAUGCCCCCAGAGGCUGUGAGCCAGGGCUGCAAGGAUAUUGCCUACCAGCUCAUGCACAACAUCAAGGACAUUGAGGUGAUCAUGGGAGGUGGCCGGAAGUACAUGUUCCCCAAGAAUAGAACCGAUGUGGAGUAUGAGAUGGACGAGAAGGCCAGGGGCACAAGGCUAGAUGGCCUGAACCUCAUUAACAUCUGGAAGAGCUUCAAACCCAGACACAAGCACUCCCACUAUGUCUGGAACCGCACCGAGCUCCUGGCCCUCGAUCCCCAUGCAGUGGACUACCUCUUGGGUCUCUUCGAGCCGGGGGACAUGCAGUACGAGCUGAACAGGAACAACACGACUGACCCGUCGCUCUCUGAGAUGGUGCGCGUGGCCAUCAAGAUCCUGAAGAAGAACCCCAAAGGCUUCUUCUUGCUGGUGGAAGGAGGCAGGAUUGACCAUGGGCACCACGAGGGCAAAGCCAAGCAGGCCCUGCACGAGGUGGUAGAGAUGGACCAGGCCAUUGGCCAGGCGGGCACCAUGACCUCUGUGGAAGACACCCUGACUGUGGUCACUGCUGACCACUCCCACGUCUUCACCUUUGGUGGCUACACCCCCCGUGGCAACUCCAUUUUUGGUCUGGCUCCCAUGGUAAGCGACACGGACAAGAAGCCCUUCACUGCCAUCCUGUACGGCAAUGGGCCUGGCUACAAGGUGGUGGGCGGUGAGCGAGAGAACGUCUCCAUGGUGGACUAUGCUCACAACAACUACCAGGCUCAGUCAGCUGUGCCCCUGCGCCAUGAGACUCACGGCGGGGAGGACGUAGCAAUCUUCUCCAAGGGCCCCAUGGCACACCUGCUGCACGGCGUCCACGAGCAGAACUACAUCCCCCACGUGAUGGCUUAUGCAGCCUGCAUCGGUGCCAACCACAACCACUGUGCCUUGGACAACUCGGUGGGCAGCCCCUCUCCCGGUCCCCUGCUGCUCCUGCUGGCCCUGCUCCCUGUGAGCAUCCUGUUCUGA
Messenger RNA from Trichechus manatus latirostris (Florida manatee), 1784 nucleotides. It is a transcript of the gene ALPL, whose product is annotated as alkaline phosphatase, biomineralization associated. Gene Ontology annotation, molecular function: alkaline phosphatase activity. Gene Ontology annotation, biological process: dephosphorylation. The transcript has 12 exons. Bases 210 to 1784 code for a protein of 524 amino acids. Gene Ontology annotation, cellular component: plasma membrane. The record is from RefSeq and is a predicted model, not a curated record. Lineage: Eukaryota; Metazoa; Chordata; Mammalia; Sirenia; Trichechidae.